Lactuca sativa (garden lettuce) is the source of this 690-nucleotide messenger RNA. The record is from RefSeq and is a predicted model, not a curated record. Lineage: Eukaryota; Viridiplantae; Streptophyta; Magnoliopsida; Asterales; Asteraceae.
AUGGAGAAUUUGCCUGAAUCGUUGUAUGUGGAUCCGGAAGGUGGUUCUAGCUCUAAUUCCGCCCCAAAGAACACCGCCAGACGACAACCACAACCACAACAGUUCUCGGCGUCUGAUCGUGCUGAAAUUCAGCAGUUGAUCAACUUGCUUAACCACCCUCAUACAAGAGCUGAGGCUAUUACGCAGCUCAACAGGGUGUACACGAGGCACAAGUUGUUUGUUCAAAAUCUGUUUUCUCCCCAAUCUACUGUUCUUAUAGCGUCGAAAUUGGUGAUGAGAGUUUUCCGAUCACUUUAUAAGUCGUCGGCGACGCCACACCGGUCUUGUGAUAUCAGAUCACAUUCAAAUGAUGAGAAAAGAAAGACUUUGUUGUUUAGCAAUGGAAAAGGAGGUCGUGAGUUGGGGUUGCUACUUUGGAAUUCAAGAGACACAAUCUUUUCAUUGUUGGAGGAACUUUUGGGGGUAUACAAGUUGUUGUCGCCUCCUAAGCUUGGUAUGGGGGAAGCUACAAGAGUUUGUAAUGCACUGGCCUUACUUCAGUGCAUUGCAACUCAUCCCGAUACAAGACUCGAACUUCUCAAAGCCCAUAUACCUGUAUACAUAUACCCUUUUCUCAACACCACUGAGAAACAACUUGUGCACUAUGAUUACUUGCGAGUUAACAGCCUAGGAACAAUGCCCAAAAACUGA